UAGGCUGGCAGGGCAAUAUCGGCGUGCACCAACAAGCUCGAACAGACUGAGGUCGCCAGUGAGGGAUAAUAGACGCAGUGUCCCCUUCUCUUAUGUCGUUCUGCCGUACUAGAAAAUUCCUUUUUUUUACAUAGAUUCCUGCUGGAGAGAAGUCUUUGACAUAACAUCUGCAGGACUGCAAUGGAUUUUCCUGAAACUAAAGGAUGUUGUGAUAUUGAACUAGAUCAGCCAGAAAGAGAACCUGAGCUUCAUCUGUCGUUUAAAGUGAUCGCUACAGGUGAAGAAUUCAAUCAACAAGCUGAUUUGCUGGAAACGAACCAUUUUACGUCUAAAAUGGAAAGCCAAGUGAGUAACUCGGAAGCUACGGAGCCAAAUUUAGAAUGCGAGACCAAUUUUUGUCAAACAAGCAAAGGUUUGGCUAUUGAUGAUAAACAGGAUAUAAUUCAGGUCCAAAACAACGAACUAUUUAACCAAUCUACUUCGGAAUUGCAGAAUGCAAGCAGACAAAAUGAAGGGCGUGAAGGGUCGGAUUUUAAAAUAAAAUCACUUUCUCAUCCAAAGCAGCAUGGAUGUCUUUCACUAUCCCACGACAUUAAGAGUGGAAAUAUAGAGAAAGAAAAUAUUCGAGGCACAAAUUUUGACCUAGACUGCAAUGUUGAGGACAAAAAAAUAGAAAAAACAGAAAUCGAAGAACAUCCUAGCGCAGCAGAAGCGGCACUAACUAGCGUGAAAACAACUAACGAUCUUACUACUAUGGACGAUUCACUAAAGAAGUUGAACACCGAAGAACAAGAAAGAGGAGGAUGGAGCAAUGAAUGGGAUUUUCUGUUUUCGUGCAUAAGUGUAUCAGUUGGAUUAGGAAACAUAUGGAGAUUUCCGUACCUGUGUUUCAAAAAUGGCGGUGGAACUUUUUUGGUCACCUACUUCACUGCCAUGAUUUUUUGCGGUAUUCCUAUUUUUUAUCAAGAAGUAGCUAUUGGACAGUAUUUGGGGGUUGGAGGCAUGACGUUGAUCGCUGAACUGGUACCAAUUAUGAAAGGUGUACAUUUCAGUGCCAUAACCGUUGUGUUUUUGAUCGAUAUCUACUACUCCAUCAUCAUUGCAUGGACUUUGUUUUAUCUGAUUGCCUCAUUUACCGCUCUUCCAGGUCUCCCAUGGCAAUCUUGCGGGAACCCAUGGAACACAAUCAAUUGCUUUUUACCAACAUCCAAUAUAAGUGUCUUACACAACGGAUCAGUCUCGGCGGUAGAAGAAUUUUGGAGUCGACGAGUAUUGGGAAUCACCGAUGGCAUAGAUAACGCUGGUUCAAUGCGAUGGGAGCUUUUUGGUGUCCUCAUUCUUACUUGGAUAUUAGUCUACUUUAUUAUAUGGAAAGGAAUCAAUCAAAGUGGAUAUAUUAUAUGGUUUACAGCCUUGUUCCCCUACGUCAUCCUACUCGUGUUGGUCAUAAGAGCAGUUACAUUAGACGGAGCCAGCGAAGGACUCCUGUACUACAUAACUCCAAAAUGGGAUCUCUUACUUACAUCUGGACCCUGGAUUGAUGGCGCGACCCAGAUAUUUUUCGCCUACAGUAUUGGAACUGGAGCUUUACCAGCGUUGGGCUCGUACAAUAAAUUCAAGCACAAUUGCUAUCGAGACGCGGUUAUUACGUGCGUUGUAAAUACCCUAACCUGCUUAAUUGCCGGUGUUGUUACGUUUUCAAUAAUGGGUAAUAUCGCUUCCUCAACCAACUCGUCAAUUGAAUCGGUCGUUUCAUCCGGACCUGGUCUAGUUUUUAUUACCUAUCCUGAAGUUGUUUUACGACUCCCUGGAGCUGCAAUUUGGGCCAUAUUGUUCUUCAUAAUGCUUGUGAUCUUAGGGAUUGAUAGUGAAUUUUGCAUGAUUGAGGCUUUCGUCACUGGGAUCGUUGAUAAUUGGCCAAAACAAUUGCGGAAGUAUAGAAGACUAUUUGUGGUUUCUACUAUAGUUGUCAUCUUUUUGCUUUCUCUACCAAUGAUAACUGAGGGAGGCGUAUACCUAUUUCAAGUGAUGGACUAUUAUUCUGCAAGUGGAAUGUCCAUGUUGUUCUUAGUGUUCUUCCAAACGAUUUCCAUCAACUGGAUUUUUGGAGGCAAACAAUUUUGCCAAUGCAUCGAACAAAUGCUUGGCCAGAGACCUUCAUGGUUUUUAUACAUCUCUUGGGUGUUUCUGGCACCUAUCGUUAUGCUGUCCAUAUUUAUAUUUUCCAUUGUACAAUACGUGCCAGUAACGUACGGAAAUGGUUACCAGUAUCCAAAAUGGGCGGAAAUUUUAGGGAUUUGUAUAUCGCUGUCCUCUAUGCUGUGGAUACCGCUCUAUGCAGUUUACUAUGUACUUUUCACACCAGGAACUUUACGCGAGGUGUUAACCAAAGGAAUUACACCCGCAUUAAAGGUUCGAUGUAAAUUAGCAGCACAGGAGGGAACGCAACAUGUUAUCGAGGAUCAAUUCCAACCAUUAUCAUCAUUUGCGGAUGAUCAAUUGCAUGGUAGUAUGGGUAAUUCCACCGUCUUGUUGGUUGAUAGUGACAAUGCUAAAUUGUGACGAACUAUUGUAUUUAACUUCUUGUUAAGAUAGUCGAUUCUAAUAUAACAAAUACCACUAAAUAAAAUUGUAGAGGCAUGUGGUUAAAUAAAGGUUAUGAAAUAGAA
This is a messenger RNA of Daphnia carinata, 2669 nucleotides long. RefSeq names its product sodium- and chloride-dependent GABA transporter 1-like. NCBI's taxonomy places the organism in Eukaryota, Metazoa, Arthropoda, Branchiopoda, Diplostraca, Daphniidae. The transcript has 16 exons. The record is from RefSeq and is a predicted model, not a curated record. Gene Ontology annotation, biological process: sodium ion transmembrane transport. The coding region runs from base 181 to 2562 and encodes 793 amino acids. Gene Ontology annotation, cellular component: membrane.